AUGGCGAAUUCCAAAAAUGUCGUUUGGUUUAUGAUCUACCAUCCCCUUAACAAAUUCAAAUUCAAAGGUAACUUCUUCACUCAUUCUUCCCUUGGUUCUUCCAGAAGUCCUUCCGCUUUGGUAGAAGUAGGUACCGGAAUAACGGCUGUAGCUUCGUUUCAUUCAAAUUCCUGUUCCAGUCGUCGUAGAUCUAUCUUUCACAGGAUUACUAAUUGUGAUGAUGCCCUCGAUAUGUUCCAUGAAAUUACACACCGGCAGCCUCUGCCACCGGUUGCUAGAUUCAAUGAGUUGUUGCAAGCUGUUACUAAAAAGAAACACUAUUCUUGUUCGGUUGAGAUUUUUCAACGAAUGAACAGCGUAGGUGCUCCUAUUGAUGCGCUCACUAUUAGCAUUGUGAUAAAGUGUUUAUGCCAAAUGCACAGCACCAGGGAAGGAUUUGCAGUCCUAGGGUAUGGCUACAAAUGUGGUGUUGUACCUGAUGUAUUUACGUUCAGUGCACUGUUAGAUGGACUCAUCCUUGAAGAUAAAGUCCCCGAAGCCUAUGCAUUCUUCAAAAAGCUGAUCAGAAACAAAGUUUGUGAUCCUAAUGGAGUCAUGUACACCAAUAUGAUUAAAGGCCUUUGCUAA
Molecule: messenger RNA, 627 nt
Organism: Lactuca virosa
Lineage: Eukaryota; Viridiplantae; Streptophyta; Magnoliopsida; Asterales; Asteraceae
Source: the annotation of a GenBank genome assembly